GUUCAACAUAUGGAAUCUGAUCCAACGCAAGAGCCUCGAGAACACCUUCUGUAUGACGUGCAAGUUCCGGACCGGCGCCAAGGUGCACCGAAUAAGCGACCGCACGGUGCUCCGACGGCGGCCGAAGCGGGAAAUAGUCAAGGAGACCGGAAGUGACGACGAAGGGUCGACAUCGUCGUCAGACCCCAGCACGGCGUGGGACGACUUUGACGACGUUGAAGACUUGGUGGAGCUAUAUAAGACUCUGACCGGCGCACAGCCAGGUGUGGCAGUGAGUAGCCUCAUCACGACCAGGCCCAAGUAUUCGCUCAACAGGCCGCUGUCAGGGGUGGACACCGACAUCAUUAUGAACAUAGCGGAGAAUGGAACCAGAACACAGAAGCUGUACCUGAAGAAGUGCGCCGACUUCCUGGUGGCGCCGUGCCGGAUGUUCGUUUCGUGCCUCCAACAUCCGGUCAUUGACGUCGGCCAUCAGAAUCUUGGACCCAAGGGGGCGGAGGCGUGCGCCGUAGCGUUAGCGAAGGCGUCUAGCGUGCGCGCGCUACACAUGGACGACAACUCUAUCGGAUCCAGGGGUGCCAAGUGCAUGGCCUUGAUGCUCAAGGAGAACCUAAACAUCACUGAGCUGAACCUCGCUGACAACAACAUUGGUUUCCAAGGCGCCCGCCAUCUUGUGAACAUUAUCAUGGAACUGGACAAAAUAACCAAACUGGAUCUCUCUAAUAACGGUUUCAAAGAACAAGACGCUAUACUAUUCAAGCAACUUUUGGAGGAGACGCGCAACUUGCAGUACCUGAACCUGAGCCACAACAACUUCCGGGAGCGCGGUGGGCAGCUCCUAGGCGAGGCGCUCAGCUUCAACGACGGCCUGGAGGAGCUGGACCUCAGCUGGAACCACCUGCGGAGGGACGGAGUGAUCGGCAUCGCAGAUGGGCUCAUGGACAACGCCUCCCUUAAGCGCCUCAACCUGGCCUGGAACGGAUUCCACGUGGAGGGCUGCCAGGCGCUGGAGCGGGUGCUGCCCUUCAACGUCACCCUGGAGAUGGUGGACCUCACAAGUAACCGCAUCAACAGGGAGUGUGUCGCCGCCCUCUGUAGGGGGCUGGCCAAGAACGCUACGCUCAAGACCAUUAUAUUGAAGCUCAACCCCCUCACACAAGAUGGCGUCCAUGAUUUUCUACAAUUUCUCGCAGACUGCGAAACAUCUGGUUUGAAUUUCGUCGACUUUGGGAUUCAGCAAGUCGAGCAUCGCUGCCUCGCGAGAAUAAACGAGAUUCAUCUUCAAGGGAGACAACUCGACGUCAUCCACGGUCACGUGGUAGGCACGCUUAAAACCAAUAGUCCGGAGCUGGAACGCAAUCUCAUCGAGGAGCACCCGGCGUUGGUGUUGAUCGAGUUCGGGCGACUGAUGGGCUUCCGGGUGACGGACCUGUUUAACUCCCUUGACAAGGACGGCAACCGAGUGCUCGACAGAGAGGAAAUACGAACAGGGCUGCGGCUGGCUAACAUCCCGUUCAGUGAUGAAGGUAUAGACACGCUGAUCAACAAGCUCGACAAGGACAAGAGCGGCCAGAUAGAGUACGACGAGUUGUUGAUGGCGAAUCAGGAGUACAAGAAGCACCACAAAGACAUGCUGUACGCGCAGAAAGGGGACGGUGCCACGCGCGUGGAGGACACGCCCCUCUGGAGAAUCAGGACACGCCUACAGAAACUCAUGGCAGAGAAAAUGUCAGACUUCGCGUCAUUUAAACGUAUCACUGAACAAAUUGCAAAGCACAUCCAGACGGUCAACGACGAAAUCGAAGCGAAACGCGAGAAAAUCAGCCGCGAGAGGGCGCUGCGACCCCGCAAGGUCAAAUCAAGGCCGGUAUCGUCACAGCCCGUUGACAACAUACGUCCGGCGCCAAAACCCACCACCGACAAGAGAGACGACGGCGAAGGAUCCGACGAGGAACUAAAAAUAGCCGCGAUGGAGUCUACGGAAAAUGUCGCUGUCGAUGAGGACCUAUCAGAGACGCCGCCAAUGCGUCAUUUGCCACCGCGUGCGCGUCAGAUGUCCAUUCAACUUCCGGUGCGUUUAGGCGCUUCCUCGCGAAAUACAAGCACAAGUGACGAGGGUCGCAAAAGCGGCGACAUGACCCGCUUGAAAGAGGACAUUUAACUGGCUAAUACGUACUAGAUGUGUGUGCGGUUUUCAUACAAGCAAUAGUAGUA
This is a messenger RNA of Dreissena polymorpha, 2214 nucleotides long. RefSeq names its product leucine-rich repeat-containing protein 74A-like. NCBI's taxonomy places the organism in Eukaryota, Metazoa, Mollusca, Bivalvia, Myida, Dreissenidae. Gene Ontology annotation, biological process: nucleocytoplasmic transport; activation of GTPase activity. The record is from RefSeq and is a predicted model, not a curated record. Gene Ontology annotation, cellular component: cytosol; nucleus; perinuclear region of cytoplasm. Gene Ontology annotation, molecular function: small GTPase binding; calcium ion binding; GTPase activator activity. The transcript has 13 exons. The coding region runs from base 53 to 2161 and encodes 702 amino acids.